Molecule: messenger RNA, 9100 nt
Organism: Coregonus clupeaformis (lake whitefish)
Lineage: Eukaryota; Metazoa; Chordata; Actinopteri; Salmoniformes; Salmonidae
Product: supervillin
Exons: 44
Coding region: 451-8094 (2547 amino acids)
Biological process (GO): barbed-end actin filament capping; actin filament severing; actin polymerization or depolymerization
Cellular component (GO): cytoplasm; actin cytoskeleton
Molecular function (GO): actin filament binding; phosphatidylinositol-4,5-bisphosphate binding
Source: RefSeq, a predicted model, not a curated record
GCACUGAGCAGCUUUAGUUAACCCCUGCCUUCCUCCAGUGCAGCCGGUCUGUUUAGUAUUAGCCGUUAGCUAGUAGCGUUAGUGCUGGAGGAGACUAGAUGGGAGCUGUCGAGACGCAGCUCCACUGACGGCACACAGAGAACGAACGCUGCACUGCUGCCGCUACUACACACUACUACUGCUGAUGGGGGAUCAGCUCCCUCCCUCCCUCUUUCUCUAACGCUACCUGACUCCCUCCCUCCCUUCUCCUUCUGUCUCUCUCUCUGUGCUGAGGGCAGCUCGUCCCGGGGCACUGACUGACUGCAUUUGUUUCUCUGCAUCACCUUGCAGUCAGUUGCCUGCCUGCGGGUCGGACCUUAGCACUUCUCUCUUUGCAGCUCUCUCUCUCUCUUUCUCUCUCUAUCCCUCUCUUCUUCUAUCUAUCCCCUGUACCUACCUUGUCUUGCAAGAAUGUAUCGGAACGCAAACCCGUGGAUCUCAAACUACCUGAGCCAUGUCAAGUUCUGCAGCCAAGAACUUGGGAGUGAGACCCCCAUCAAACUUGGGAGCGCAAGACUUCUACAGAAGAGGGCUCUCAGCUUCCAGAAAGAGUUUUCGUCCGAAGGGAAGGACGACCCAGCCAAGAACACCAAGGAUAUAGAUGUCAAGCUCUUGGCAAACCUCCCCAAAGUUUCAGAAUUGAGGAAGCGUUUUGAAAGCAUCAGCCCAAGCACUAGCUGUGACUGGGAAAUGAACAGGAAGGAGAGGAUUGCCCGGCGGUUGGAGGGUAUAGAAAGUGAGGUGCAGCCUGCCAUAUUACCCAGCUGCCCCGGCCUGGUGACCAAUCGGCUGCUAGAGGAAGACACACCCCGUUACACACGCUCCUCGGACACCUGUGACCCCUGUGUCGUUACAGUGCAGCGUUACAGUAAGGAGGACAUGGAGAGUCCAGAGAUGAUGACCCAUCAGCAGGUCACUGCUCCAGAGAGGCAGUCCAGAGCCCGGAGCCGGCCUGAGGGCCAGACCAUCCCAACUGAACCCAUUUACAGCUCUGACUCCGCAGGUACCGACCUGGACUCCAAGGCCGAUCGGAUAGCCCGCUACAAGGCGGAACGGCGUCGGCAGCUGGCCGAGCGCUACGGUAUGUCUCUGGACCAGGAACCAGACGCCACCACCGAUCACUUCUCCUCCCGAUCUGGCUCUGCCCGUGGUCGCAAGGAGUCUGACACCUCUUCGGUGAGGCAACAGGGCUACACAAACGUCAAGCCACGCCCCAGGGCGGAGUCUGUCGGGGAUGAACCCUCCUACACUUCAGGCAGCUCCAGGGUGGGGAGACUGGCACUCCAGCCACAAGGCUACGGUGAGCCUGGCCAGGGGAGACCCAGGGUGGACUCGUUCACGGAGAGGGAGAGGGUGAUGAACCUGGAGAACCAGCGCAGGGCAGGGCAGCAGGAGAGGAACAUCAACGCCCUCGAGCCGCCGCUCCCCUCUUCCGCCACCUACAUGGAUGUGACGUCAUCAUCGCCCACCUCAGCCAAGGUGCCCGUUGCUAAUGACCACACCAUCACAGGGGUGCCCCCCAGCUCGCCCAAGAUGACCCGGAAGUCCUCACUGCCCUCCCCCAAACAGGGGGUGUCCCCUGAGGGCCUGUUCAUAGAGCAACAGGCCCACAACAUCCUCGGCAGACAGGGAAUCCGAGUUAGGGAGAGGCUCGUCAGGGAGGAGGGAAUCCGACAGAGUCCAGAGCUGGGCCACCAUGUCGCUGAGGCCCCCCUGUACAGGAGACACCCCCAACCCAAGACCCAGGCCACCACCUGCCCCACAGCCUACCACCAGGCUCCAGCCUACACCACCACCAACCCUCCAGGCCCCCAGCCAGCCUACUCUCACCCCCAGCCUCAACUCACCCGUUCUGGGCUGAGUGAUGACCCCAGCUAUCUGUCCAUGACCACUGGCCCCGGUCCCAGGGCACAGCAGCCACAACAGCCUCAGCCAGAGGAGGAAGAGGAGAUGGAGGGAGAGGUGGAUGAGGAGAGGGGAGCCCAUAGGGAGGGUAGACAGGAGGUGAGGACUGAGGUACUACUGAAGAGCAGGAAAGCUGUGCUGCCAUCAGAGAUCAGACGCAGGGAGAAGAGCACAGAGGACCCGCGUGGCAGCGGCCCCAGCAGGGGCAGCAGGGGAGAGGAGGAGCAGGCUGGCUACAGCAGGGCCCGAGAAGGCCAGGGAGUGGGACACGGGAGGAAGGCUGAGCCGGAGGAGCCCAGAGGAGGUUACAUGGGGGGAGGAGGGAGAACCAGGAUGCGACUGGAGGAACCGGACACAGACCCUGAACCAAUCAGACCUACAGGGGAACACGUGUCCCGUCUGCUGGCCGCAGAUAAUAGAGCAGAGGUCAGAGCCUCAGAGGAGCACCAACAACCGUGGAAUGACAACGCCAUUUACAUCCAGAGAGGGGUGGCCCCUGCCGCCACUCACAUCCAGACCAGGGGAGGAGCCAUGACCACUGACGCUCCCGUCUCCUCCAGCUGCUCCACGUCCGACACUGGGGCCCCUAGAGGGUCCAUCCCGAAGACCCAAGGGCCAGGGCGGGUCAGAGAGGCAGCAGUCCUGCAACAAUGGGCUAGUGAGGAUGGGAUCAGUAAUGGAGACCAGAGCCCACCAGAGACCAGGGAUGCUCGUGUCUCUGUGGCCAAGCUUCGCCACUCCUACCUGGAGAGUGCUACGACUGCUACUGCCCCAGUCAUCAGGAAACCGAAGCUGGAGGAAGAGGUAGACUGGGUGUACCCGGGGGGUACGGGGGUCCCCUGGAGAGGGCAGCAAGACAGUACGGAUGUCCCGUGGAGGGGGGACAGGGGGCGCAGGCCCAGACUCUACAUCUCACCUGGAGAGGGUAGAAAGACCUCGGAGAGAUUUAGGACCCAGCCCAUCACCUCCGCUGAGAGACAGCUGUCUGAUAGGUCUUGUUUGGGCCCAGAUCUACCCAGCACUGAAGCGGAUGAAGAGAAGUUGGAUGAGCGGGCCAAGCUGAGUGUUGCAGCCAAGCGGUCUCUCUUCAGGGAGUUGGAGAGGAACACUGACGGGGGCGCCCCCAAACCCCAGUCCCGGAACGCGGCCAUCGAGAGGCGACUGAGACGCAUCCAGGACCGCUCCCGUACCCAGCCAGUCACCACUGAGGAGGUGGUCAUCGCUGCCACUGUCCCGGCUCAAACUGUGUCUGUCGACACGGCCCUAGCACGCAUCCCUAGCCACACACUAGUCAGCUGCACUGUGACACCGUACAGCCUGCAGGCGUCCUCACAGCGAAGCGCUGCGGCCAAGGAGCAGGCCAGGGAGGCACGACGGGUCCAGGAUGCCCUGGAGGUCCAGAGGGAGGGGCAGCGCACCACCGCCAAGCUCCUCCAGACCUCCUCCUCUCUCCCCGAGGAGUCCCAGGCCCAUCACCAUCAGGUCCAGGGGGACGCAGAGCCGGAUCUGUCCACGCUCAGCCUGGCAGAGAAGAUGGCUCUGUUCAACAGGCUGGCCCAGCCUGCUACCAGGGUGACCCGGACCAGGCCUGAUACCAGGGGGCGCAGGGCCAACGCCCGCUACCAGACCCAGCCCAUAACCCUGGGAGACAUGGAGCAGGACCCGUCAGACACAGACCCUUGUGAUGAACAGGAGCUGUGUGAUGAGGGCCCAGUAGAAGUCCCUCAGGGCCAGUGUGACAUCGCACAUAUCCAAGCCGGGACCAGGUUCGACCAGCUCUCCUCGUCAGCGCUCAGACCUGGGGCCACGGUCUCCACAGACCACGCAGGGGACAUCCACCUGGCCGGGGGAAGCCCCGCCGAGGCCGCUCUCGCUGCACCCAACCCUGGGUACUACGAGAGGUCCAUCCCCCGGCACACCAGUCCUCCCACCCAGAUCACAGAACCCUCCAGUGCAGUCUGGAAGUCUGUGCCCGGUCCCCACCACCAGGCCUCUCUGGAUCUCCAGAGCCACCAGGCUGACACGACCACAGUCCUCCCCCAAGGAGAGGAGAGCGGUCUGGGAGGAGGGAAGAGGAAGCUGCCCUCUCCAGAGGAAGUUGUCCGACAGGCCCCCCUGCCCCAGCCUCCGGCCUGUUCUGGGGGGACAGAGUGGGAGGAGGUGCAGCGUGUAGCCAGGAGAGGUGAGGGUGUGGAGCUCCAGCACUCGUUGAUGCGAUCAGAGAGCCAGGACCAGAGACCGCACCAGGAGCAGAGGGGCUAUCUAAGACAGUUAUCACAAGAACUCCAGGACACAGACAGACACAGGUCAAAGGUCAUCAGCACUGGGCUGCCGGAGCCCAGUGUGUCAUCGCCAAGUGCAGCAGUAGCAGCAGGGCUGCUAAGGAGUGCAUCUCUCGCUCCACACACACUGCUGCCUCAGGAGCUGGGCGGAGUGGGCACACACACGGACCACAGCAGUGAUCUGGGACACACGCUCAGCCUGGUCCAGUCGGAGCAGGAGGACAUGGAGCUCUCAGAAGCCAUGUCAGCUAGACAGAUGUCCAUCAAAGACAGGCUGGCCCUAUUGAAGAAGAGUGGCGAGGAGGACUGGCGGAACAGGAUUAAUAAGAAGCAGGACGUGGUGAAGGUGGCCGUGUCAGAAUGCCACGCUCAGCUAUGGGAGGUGGAGCAGAGCUUCAAGAAGAAGGAGGAAGGGAUGAUGAUCGAUGAGUUGGCUGUGUCUGAUCAGCUCUGGGAGCCUGUCUUUUCCACUGCUUUCUCUCCUCCUCCUGAUCUCCCUGACGGUGAUCUAAGUCAGUGUGUCGAUCAGUACAGCCAGGCUACCAGCCCCCCCACGUCCAGCAUCUUCAGCCCCCCCACGUCCAGCAUCUUCAACCCCCCCACGUCCACAGUGGCCAGUCCCUCUAUGGCUAGGGAUGAGAGGCACCCCUGGAGACGGAAGCAGAGGAUGGGAGGAGCAGAGGAGACUACGCAGACCCAGAGCCGGCGUAUAGAGAUGUCUAUCCAGGAGAGGAAGCAGCUGAUCGUGGCCCGAGAGGAGGCCUGGAAGUCCAAGGGCCUCGGGGCUGCCAACGACUCCACGCAGUUCACCGUGGCCGCACGCAUGGUCAAGAAAGGUCUGGCUUCUCCUUCAGCUCUCAUCAACAGCCCUGUCAUGUCUCUGCUCUCCAAACCCAAGAACACCACUCCUGCCAUCUCCAAGCCUCUGGAAGAGAUUGAGGCAAAACCGGACAUGAACCUGGAGUCAGACAGGAAGUUGGAUAAGCUGGAGUCUUUCCUGGGCAGGUUGAACAGUAAAGUGGGCGGCCUGCAGGAGUCUACCAUCAUGGUGACGGAGAAGACGGUCAAAGAGGUCAUGAACUUGGAUGAUGAGAUGUUCGAUAAGUUCUACAGCCACGUGGCCGAGAUUCCCCUGAACAUGAACAGUAUGGUGGACAUCAACGAUGACUUUGACGACAUCUUCGGUGGUACACAGAUGCCCAAGCUGAUCUCAGCCAUGGUGCAGCACAAGCGGUCCGUGCGUCCGGUGCGCAACGUCCAGUCGUCCAGGAACCCUCUGAAGAUGCUGGCGGCCAGAGACGACAUCAGACACGAGUACACUGAGCAGAGACUCAACAUCGGCCUGCUGGAGAGCAAACGGAUGAAGGAAGAGAAGAUGAAUAAGAACAGUGGAUUCUCAGAAGUGGCUCUGGCUGGGCUGGCCAGUAAAGAGAAUUUCAGCAGCGUUAACCUGCGGAGCGUCAACAUCUCCGAACAGAUGUCCAACAACAGCGCCGUGCCCUACAAGAAACUCAUGCUCAUGCAGGUCAAAGGCCGACGGCACGUCCAGACCAGACUAGUGGAGCCCAGAGCGUCCUCUCUGAACAGCGGGGAUUGCUUUCUGCUCAUCACUUCUCAUCACUGCUUUGUCUGGACCGGAGAGUUCGCCAACGUUAUCGAGAAGGCCAAGGCUGCUGAGUUGGCCCAGUUCAUUCAGACAAAGAGAGAUCUGGGUUGCCGUGCCAACUACGUAGAGCUGAUCGAGGAGGGGAUCAACACACACAGCUACGCUGCCAAGGAGUUUUGGAAGAUUUUGGGCGGACAGGCCAGCUACCAGUCCGCGGGGACACCAGACGAGGAUGAGCUGUAUGAGAGCGCCAUCGUAGAAACCAACUGCAUCUACCGCCUAGUGGAUGACAAACUGGUCCCCGAUGACGACUUCUGGGGGAAGGUUCCCCGAUGCACCAUGCUCAGCCCCAAACAGGUGUUGGUGUUUGACUUUGGCAGUGAGGUGUACGUCUGGCACGGUAAGGAGGUGACUCUGGUCCAAAGGAAAGUAGCCUUCCAGCUAGCUAAACACCUGUGGAACGGAACCUUCGACUACACCUGCUGUGACGUCAACCCCCUGGACCCAGGAGAGUGCAACUCACGCAUACCCAGGAAAGGCCAGGGCCGUCCAGACUGGGCUGUAUUUGGGAGGUUGACGCAACACAAUGAGACAACCCUGUUCAAGGAGAAAUUCCUGGACUGGACAGACUCCAAGAAGAAAGGCACAACCAAGAACGUCCACGAGCACCUCAACGAACACAACAAGGAGCAGCAGAGCUCGGAACAGAAUACGACGCGGUCCUACGACGCGUCCCUGAUGCUGCCGUUACUCCAGACCCCGGUGCGCACGGUGUUGGAUGGGGUGGACGUGGGCCGGGGCUACGGCCCUGUGGCGGGGGACGACCACAGGCACUUUGAGAUCAGUACCACCGCUGUGGACGUAUGGCACAUCCUGGAGUUCGAUUACAGCCGGCUGCCCAAGCAGAGCAUCGGACAGUUCCAUGAGGGAGACACUUACGUGGUGAAAUGGAAGUACAUGGUGAGCACCGCAGUUGGGAAGAGACAUAAUCCGGACGCGGUGAGGAGUGCAGGAGCUGGGAAGGAGAAGUGUUCCUAUUUCUUCUGGCAGGGGCGGAAUUCUACCGUCAACGAGAAGGGAACGUCCGCCCUGAUGACUGUAGAACUGGACGAGGAGAGAGGAGCACAGGUCCAGGUGCAGCAGGGGAAGGAGCCUCCAUGUUUCCUGCAGUGCUUUAAUGGAGGGAUGGUGAUCCAUGCAGGGAAGAGAGAAGAGGAGGAGGAGAACUCUCAGAAUGACUGGCGGUUGUACUGUGUGCGUGGUGAGGUCCCUGUGGAGGGCCACCUGCUGGAGGUAGCGUGUCACUGCAGCAGCCUGCGCUCCCGGACCUCUAUGGUACUGCUCAGCGUCUCCAAGGCAACCAUGUACUUGUGGCACGGCUGCAAGGCUCAGCACCAUACCCGCGACGUGGGGAGCACCACCGCCAACAAGAUCAAAGAGCAGUGUCCGUUGGAGGCGGGGCUCCACAGCAGCAGUAAGGUGACCAUCCAUGAGUGUGACGAGGGGGCGGAGCCUACGGGAUUCUGGGAGGCUCUGGGGAGGAGAGAUAGGAAGGCCUACGACUGCAUGAUACAAGAUCCAGGGAAGUUCAACUUCACCCCUCGUCUCUACCAGCUGAGCAGCACGUCUGGAGAGUUUGUUGCCGUGGAGUUCUUCUACCCAGCCAGAGUAACAGAGGCGGUCAACUCACUGCCCUUUCUACAGGAGGACCUCUACAGUGCCUCACAACCAGGCCUGUUCCUGGUAGACAACCACCACGAGGUGUACCUGUGGCAGGGCUGGUGGCCCCAGGAUGGCGAGAGCCCCGGCUCUGCUCGUAUCCGCUGGGACGCAGACAGGAAGUGUGCCAUGGAGACGGUGCUGCAGUACUGCACAGAGAAGAAUGAAAAGAAGCCUCCCAAGUCAUAUCUGAUCCAUGCGGGACUUGAACCUCUAACCUUCACUAACAUGUUCCCCUGCUGGGAACACAGAGAGGACAUCGCUGAGAUCACUGAAAGGGAGGCGGAGGUGUGUCACCAAAUCAUCCUGGUAGAGGACGUGUUGGCACGGCUGUGUAAGACCACUUACCCCCUGGCAGACCUGCUUGCACGGCCCCUACCCGAGGGAGUGGACCCCCUACGCCUGGAGAUCUACCUAGACAAUGAUGACUUUGAGGGUGUAGGGGCUUAUGGGAAGAAAGGGCUGGAGAUGUCAAGGGAUGAGUACGAGGUGUUGCCAGGCUGGAAGCAGGUGAACGUGAAGAAAGCCAAAGGAUUGUUUUAGUACGUUGGACAGAACGCUUGACCACCGGAAGACAUCAUCAGUCAGCGACGGUCGGUCACUGAGGUGCAUCGUGGUCCGAUUGGAACGAGGACCCGCCACUGAGAACUCUUUAGUUUGACCAAGAACGCCUUCGCUUCUGGACAGGAGAGGGCUCGGAAACAGGCUCUUCCGAGUACCCCUCCCCACGAUGGAGGGAUAUAGGGAGGAAGGAGGAGAGAUGCAGUGGUGGAGGGAGUGAAGGAUCAGCAGAGGUGUGCAAGCCUCUUGUAGUGUUUUCUUCUUUACUUUUUAUUUCUGGUUCCCAUUUUUGGUUUGUUAUUGUAAUUAUAAAUGGAGAUAGUUCAGAGGUGUGAGUGAAUGAACUCUUGAGCGGAUGAUUAUGUAAUGUGUCAGCACCCGGCUUCUUAAAUCCACACAGUUUGUGUGUGUGUGUGACCAGUAUCAACCAUACAGGGUCUGUCAGUUCUUCUGGAAGCAGGAAAACCACUCUGUUCGACACUCCAACCAGACUCUUUCCUGUAAGCUGUUCUUUUGUGUGUUUGUCUUUCCAAAAAUAAUUUAUAUUUAUAUUGACAUAUAUAAUAGGAAUAAAAAGCCUUUUGAGUAUUCAGUUGGUGAGCUAAGAAAUUUAAUAAAUGGUAUUGCUAUUCAUGUUGAGGUUGUCAUAUGUUAAGUAUAGUGCUCCUUUCCCCAGAGACUGUACAUGUCGCCAUUUUAUUGAAGAAAUCCUGUAUCUAGUGCAUUCUGAUGUAUCUGUUAUUAUUGCUAUGAUGAUGUCCUGCAUCGGUCAGGUGCUCAGAUUGAAGAGAAGUGUUAUAUUUUACGGGCAUGAAUUUACAGAAAUAAAAAGAGGGAAAGGAGAAGGAUCUUUCUAUAUUAAUUCAACAUUGUAUAGUGCCUUGCUUUUAUGUACAGUUUAUAUACAGGGAGAUAGUAGUCUGUGUUUUAAGGACUCUCUUUGUGAUAUAAAGUAUAUUAGUGAAAUAAACACUUAAAGUAUAUCUGA